Molecule: messenger RNA, 961 nt
Organism: Babesia bovis T2Bo
Lineage: Eukaryota; Apicomplexa; Aconoidasida; Piroplasmida; Babesiidae
Exons: 2
Coding region: 182-961 (259 amino acids)
Source: RefSeq, a predicted model, not a curated record
GUUUUACUUACACAUGAGACAAAAUCGCAAAUUUUGUAAAAGUACUGUUAUUAUACAUGUGAUGAAAUUAAUAAUAAACUUUGUCUUGACCGUACACAGGGAACAAACCAUCCACCCUUGAGAUCCGACAUAUAAAAUCAAAGAUGUUGUGCAUACUUUACGAUUAUAUGUCUAUAUAAGCAUGGCACGGACUGAUUUAACAACUCUGCUGGCCGGUGGAACCAAGAGGGCAUGGAGGAGUUCAAUACACAGAGCAAAACUCGAUAUAUUCGGUAGCACUAAAGGUGCUCCAGGAGAAGAGGAAUGGUCAAAACCGCUAAGAGGGCGUACCCGAAACCGCUGGUACUGGCCAAGCAAGUACCUACAUGUGGACUUUAGCAUGAAACAUUAUCUGGCAAUGCAACUCAGACGGUUACAGGCAAAAGGUCAUCACCCAUCGAUUCAAAGUUUGUGGGACACUGUACAACUUUUUCAUACCAAACGGAAUGUCAUAGCUGCUUACCUGGGAAACGUAGACGAAGAUAAACGCAAGAAGUCUGGCGUACUACAAGAUGCACAAGACCUGUUGGACAUGAUAACACAAAAUAUUGAUGCAGCGGCGCAAUAUACCGAUGGAAGUGCCACAACCAACGAUGCAACAUAUGAACCUUUUGUAAAAUAUGCCCUUAGGAGAGUAGAUGGGGGAAAUCAAUACGAUGCAGAGACGAAGUUAGACAAAAGGGACUUGAAACGCAUGGUUGAGACAGACCCCAAGAUCAAGGAAGCACUGAUCAUUAGAAAUAGGUUUGCCGAUGCGUUGUACUUUAGAAGGCGUGCGUAUUAUCUAGAGAAAUUGGCAAGGAAAAAACCUGUCGGAGAGACUAUACAAAGAUAUCGCAAACACUUUACGGUACACCCAGAUCAUAAAGAUAUAUGGCCCGAUAAUAAAGGUAUAUCGCAGCAUAAUUGGCCAUCGAAGUAA